This is a messenger RNA of Balaenoptera acutorostrata (minke whale), 2939 nucleotides long. It is a transcript of the gene TRIB2, whose product is annotated as tribbles pseudokinase 2. Lineage: Eukaryota; Metazoa; Chordata; Mammalia; Artiodactyla; Balaenopteridae. Gene Ontology annotation, molecular function: ATP binding; protein kinase activity; mitogen-activated protein kinase kinase binding. Gene Ontology annotation, biological process: positive regulation of proteasomal ubiquitin-dependent protein catabolic process; regulation of MAP kinase activity; protein phosphorylation. The transcript has 3 exons. The coding region runs from base 1317 to 2348 and encodes 343 amino acids. The record is from RefSeq and is a predicted model, not a curated record. Gene Ontology annotation, cellular component: nucleus.
GCGCGCGCACACACGCGCACACACAGCCCCGCUCGCUCCGAGAUCCCCGGCCACGUAAGUAACUAUUAAUACCGCCUCGCCGAGAGAUGCGGGCGUGCUGAGCUCGGGGAUUGGCCUCGGGCACCGUCGGCCGUCCCCUUCAAUUUUAAGUACACAUUCCUCUUACCUCCGGUUGGGGGAAGAACAAAAUAAAAGAAGAAGAAAAGCCGUCAAUUUUCUCCAAAACAAACCCCGCCAGGCAAUUUGGGUUGAGGGUAGGGGGAGACGGAGUGGUUGCAAAUUAUUCCAAGGAGAGAUCCAGUUACCGAACGAGAAAGGAACAGCGCGGGUUGACUUGGCUGGGGGUGCAUCCCCUUCCAGGGCCAGGAGGACCCCCGGAAGCUCGUGCUCGGAGACCACUGAUCUACCCUUGUCCCUGCCCGCACUUCUCGCUUUAUUCGGAGGACGAUCUGGAGCGCGAGGGAGCGGCGACAGCAUGAGCCGGUGCUGACCUCCGCCCGGCGGGCCAAGCCCUGGGCUUUGCCGCGGUACCUGUGCCCGGACCACAACUCUGUGCCCAGCUUUUGCAAUCUUUUGUUGGCAGCGCUGACCGCUCUAAGUUAAAUGCUCCCUUGCUAUUUUUUUUGUCUGUUUGUUUAAAUUUUGGAGAGCUCUUGCGGUCUUGGAAAAGCCUCAGACGCCAUCUACAGUUAAAACGUAGGUAACUACCCUCUCCGGCACCCCCCCUUCCACGCCCCCCACCCUUUCCACCAAAAAAGGGGGUGCAGCGCGGAUUCUGUCUGCGGUGCGGCGCGAGCCGGUACCCGUGCUUAUUUCCUUUUUCUUUUUGUUUGGUUUCUAACGCGCUGAGACCAAGCAGCGGCCGUGCGCUCCCCGAAGAUUGCACAAACUACAGCCGGGCUCCUCCGCCCCGUCUGCGGUUCGGAAGCCUGCGUGGGGAUCGCUUCGGGAGACCCGGCGCUGCAGCUCCCCACCUUAGCAAUCUGGUUACUGGUCUAGAUCCACGCUGGAAGAAGAGAAAGAGAGAGAGAAACUAAAAGUGCGAAGAUUCUGCAAAUCGCUGGCGGCUUUGGGGUAACAAAAGGACCCGAGUUGCUGCCGACCGAGGACCCCCGGGAGCCGGGCUCGGAGCAGACAAGGUGCCCGGCGGCGCCCAUUUGGGGGCUUCUAACUCUUUCUCCACGUAGCCCCCUUCCCGUCCCCUCCCCUCUCGUUCCCUUUUAAAAUCCGUGGCACCGAGGCGCCUGCAGACGCACUCGCCAGCGACUCGUCUCUCCAGCGGGUUUUUUUGUUUGUCGAGUGCGAUCCCCACACUCAUGAACAUACACAGGUCUACCCCCAUCACAAUAGCAAGAUAUGGGAGAUCGCGGAACAAAACCCAGGAUUUCGAAGAGUUGUCGUCCAUAAGGUCCGCCGAACCCAGCCAGAGUUUCAGCCCGAACCUCGGCUCCCCGAGCCCGCCUGAGACUCCGAACUUGUCGCAUUGCGUUUCUUGCAUCGGGAAAUACUUAUUGUUGGAACCUCUGGAGGGAGACCACGUUUUUCGUGCCGUGCAUCUGCACAGUGGAGAGGAGCUGGUGUGCAAGGUGUUUGAUAUCAGCUGCUACCAGGAGUCCCUGGCCCCCUGCUUUUGCCUGUCUGCCCACAGCAACAUCAACCAAAUCACCGAAAUUAUCCUGGGGGAGACGAAAGCUUAUGUGUUCUUUGAGCGCAGCUAUGGGGACAUGCAUUCCUUCGUUCGCACCUGCAAGAAGCUGAAGGAGGAGGAGGCGGCCAGGCUUUUCUACCAGAUCGCCUCAGCGGUGGCCCACUGCCACGACGGGGGGCUGGUGCUGCGGGACCUCAAGCUGCGGAAGUUUAUCUUUAAGGACGAAGAAAGGACUCGGGUCAAGCUGGAAAGCCUGGAAGAUGCCUACGUUCUGCGGGGAGAUGACGACUCCCUCUCGGACAAGCACGGCUGCCCGGCGUACGUCAGCCCAGAGAUCUUGAACACCAGUGGCAGCUACUCGGGCAAAGCAGCUGAUGUGUGGAGCCUGGGAGUGAUGCUGUACACCAUGUUGGUCGGGCGGUACCCUUUCCAUGACAUUGAGCCCAGUUCCCUCUUCAGCAAGAUCCGGCGUGGCCAGUUCAACAUUCCAGAGACUCUGUCGCCCAAGGCCAAGUGCCUCAUCCGAAGCAUCCUGCGGCGGGAGCCCUCAGAGCGGCUGACCUCGCAGGAAAUUCUGGACCAUCCUUGGUUUUCUACAGAUUUUAGCGUCUCGAAUUCAGGAUAUGGUGCUAAGGAAGUGUCUGAUCAGCUGGUGCCGGAUGUCAACAUGGAAGAGAACUUGGACCCUUUCUUUAACUGAGCUCACGCCCCACAGUGACUUAGCAGGUACCAGGAGCAAGAGAGGGCAGUGGAGAGGACUUCUUCCAGGGAACACGUAUCGCCUGGUUUGGUAGCAAGAAAGACACUGACACUCACAGGCUUCUUGGUUCAAAGAAGGAAAACCGUCAAGGAGCUGACUGAACAUGUAGCAUGGGGACCAGAGAUGCGGGAUGGGGGCGGGCUCCGGGGUCCUGUCGGAUGGGCGGGAGCCCCCUGGAGCUUCUCUUGCCUAACGGAGACCCCCGGAGACUACCCCUGUCAGUUAGGCUGCUUCCGCCUACCCCACUUUCCAUUUUGUUCCAAAAUAGUUGCAGAUCCUGAUAGAAUCAAAACUCUCUGCCUCAAACAUACAUCUUGGCAUCGCACUGUUAGCAUUUAACUUCUUGUCAUGAUUCAGGGAAGGUACCAUUGGCCAAGGGUUGUUUUUUGUUUUUUUGUUUUUCCUUUUUAAACAAGCCAGCCACCUAUCUGAUAAUUCACGGGGUUCAUUUAAAAAAAAUUCGGUGCACACAGACUGACAUGAAACCUGGGUGCUAAAACUAAAAGAAAAUAAAAAUCCAUUUUGUGUCUC